This is a messenger RNA of Echinococcus granulosus, 3255 nucleotides long. Its product is annotated as Deleted in lung and esophageal cancer protein. Gene Ontology annotation, biological process: negative regulation of cell population proliferation. NCBI's taxonomy places the organism in Eukaryota, Metazoa, Platyhelminthes, Cestoda, Cyclophyllidea, Taeniidae. The coding region runs from base 1 to 3255 and encodes 1084 amino acids. The record is from RefSeq and is a predicted model, not a curated record. The transcript is spliced from 16 exons.
AUGGGUCCUUGUCUUGUGAACUCAACAAUAAGCAAGCUGUUUCCUUUGAAUCUUUCCUCAAAAAAGAGUACUCAUAUUAGUCUCCGUUCCGAUUUGAAUGGUGUAUUCAAUAUUUUGCCGAAGGAAUUCGAAAUCCUCCAGGAAAUGCCCACAGAAAUGCAGGUCAAAUUUAGACCUCCAGUUAGUGGAGAGUUCAAGACAAUAUUUCAAGUUGAGUCGAGCAAUCAAUGUGUUGGCGAGAUUGUGUGUUACGGUUACGGGGAAGACCUUCAAGUGGAUUUAGUGGAAGAAACGAAUGACGAAAAUGCAUGGCUUCUUGGGAAAGAGUUACAUAAUGAUGGCUACAUAACUGGUUAUUGCCAGUUACCAGAUGUGUAUCCAGGCUUUCAACUUGAACGUCAACUUAAGUUGAGAAAUGAAGGAAAUGUGACGCUUUGCAUGCAUCUCGAUAAAGAAGACGGUGCCCCGGAGGACUUGCCAUCAGAUUUCAGCACAUCUUUCGAGGAAUUAAUACUUUUGCCAAAGUCUUUUAUCCGCCUAAACGUAACGUUCUGCUCUGAGAAGCUCGGAAAACAUGACACGACUCUAACCAUCCGCGCAGCACAAAUCCAAUGUGAAGAGAUAUUUGAGGUGUUAAAGCUUUGCGCUUCCACGACUGUUACCUCAUCGGUAAUCACUUUAUCACCGGAGGCUAUUACUCUGCCAGAUCCUGUCAUUUUGACGGAAACAGCAAGGAUUGAAGUUAAGAUGUCGAAUCCCUCUGCCACCUGUCCAGUAGGCUUCUGUUGGACGUUACCACGAUCCGAUGAGGAGGAUUCUAGCAUUUCAUUCUGUCCAGAAAGUGGGCUACUCCUGGCGCUAGAGACAAGGACAGUCAACAUUUCAAUAACACCCAAGGGACUGGGUCAAAUGCAGUACUUGCUGCCCUGUAAACUAAGUGAGAGUGCAGAGACCACAGUCCUCUUGCGAAUUUCAUGUGAAGUUAUUUCGCCAUCAGUUGAGCUUAAAACGGAUCUUCUUGACUUUGGAGUGGUGUGUCCGGACCAAAGCCUUACAAAGGAGACGUGCCUGCGUAAUUCCUCCUCCACUUCGCUAACGUGGUCUACUAACUGCCCACAAGAGAGAGAUUCACCAUUUUCCAUCAGACCUUCAAGGGGCACUAUUAAACCAAAACAAGAACAGCCGAUCUGGGUAAAAUUCCAUCCACAAAGUGUUGAUUACUUCCAGGAGGAAGUCGAAUUCAGGGUGGAAGGAGCCCCGCUACCUCCAAGAACUCUCAGCUUGAUGGGAGAUGCCCAAAUUGCGAAUGUCACAAUGGAACCCCAAGAAAUUCAAAUUGACAAACUCUAUGUAACUAUUCCUCGGAGUUUUGACAUAAAAUUGAAGAAUCCUAGUCCGGUGCCAGCCAAAUUUUGCUGGCUAACAGAGAAUAUCAGGGACUACGUAUUACCAUGCACCAUAGAUGGGAUGUCUGACCCGCUUGAAUUUAAAAUAUCUGCGGCUGUUUUGGGACUCUCUUGCAGGAUAUCCAUGCCGCCAAACGGUACUACAAUGAAAAAUGACGAAAUUCCCGAAGGCAGCGGUUCUGUUCAUCUAAAUCACCAAAUUUUCGAGGCUGAUGGUCCUGCAAUCGAGUUUACGCCAAUGGGUCUUUGGAUGCCUCGCAAAGUCUACGUAACAGUCGAAAAUACUUCCGCAGUUCCAGCAGUUUUUACCUGCAAACUUGAUCACUUCCAGUCCCAAGAGCAGGUCCCUCUCAACAUCGAAAUAGUUCAGCGCGAAGACACUCAGACUCAAAGCGCUAAGGCUUAUGAGUUUUGCAAACAGCUGUUGAAGACAAAGUGGGCCUUUGCAAUUUCGGUCUAUCCGAGUUCGUCCUCAAUCAACCCUUUGGCUCAUGAGACCAUUACGAUUCGUCUAAUCGGAUGUGCCGAAAUUUUCGGUGAAUUUCACGACACGUUGAAAAUAAGCGUUCUGCCUCUAAAGAAAUAUGAGGCUGAACCCGGAGCCCUCAUUGCGAGGCUUCCAGUAAUUGCACGGGCUUAUGGCAGUCCGGUUGAUUUCCUCAUGGCAACGAAAUCUAUGAAUAAGGAGGAUUUCAAUGAAUGCCUAAAUGCUGUGGUGAUGGAUGCCAAGCUCUCUGAGCUUCUGCUGUCCUAUAUUCCAGCAUGCGAAAGGACCGCUGCCUUAGGCUUUAUUUCUAGCAUUACAGGAAAAAGAGAACAGGAAGUAAAACUGAGAAAUAACUCCUCAUUCACUGUCAGACUUGACUGGCAUCUCUACUGCUAUGAAAAUCGUGGUGAUGAUCGCCUUCUCGAUCUUUGCACCGCUGUGAAUGACCAGACGCAUUUCACUGAUGGUCAAACUAAAUCAACACAUGCUUCGGGCGAGCAUGAGGCAAAACCCUCUAUCUCACUCCCUCUACGACCCCAAGGGAGUUACGCAGUCUUAAGGUCAUAUGCAACAGCUGGUAGACUUAUUGAGCCAAUGGGGAUUAACGAAAGUGGAAUAACCCUUUUUCCACUUCAAACCAUUAUUCCAUCCCAUAGAGAAGCCUCUACAUUUGUAAGCAUUGAUGGACGUAUUGCCAGUUUGCAGAAAGAGACAAAAAUAGAGGCCUACGCUCAAGGUUUCAUUUCCAUCGAAAAGGCAGAAGAUAAUGUUCGCUUGCUAGAACCCCUCUUUCUUCCACAUCUGCGUUUGAAUUUGAAGGCAACUGUUACACAACCUACUGUCACUCUCGAAUACGGCGAUGAAAUAGGUGUCCCUGUGAGAUUACCGCCCUGCCCAGCAGAAUGCACCCCCAAAUCCUUCCAAAUCAUUAUCCGGGCCGAGGAUUUCAUCCUCUCCACGUCACUAUUUUCCUCAAUCCAACAAAAAUCCAGUGGAAGGCAAGGAGAUGAGGACCAACUGCUUAUUCUCGAGUACAAUAAAAGCCCCGGAGCUCCUCAGCACCUGGCCGACCGAAUUUGGUGCUUUCGUCGUUUGGCUGUCAGAAACCUUAGUCCCUACCCCGUAGCUGUCCAAGCAGAAGCGAGCGAGGGAGAAUUCUUUUUCAAAGAAGACGUUCAACUUAAAGCGCGACAUCACUCACAUGUCAUAGAGAUCCUGAACUCACCGCAAACCAAAGAACAACUGCAUUCAAAGAAGUGGCUGAAAGUAGCUGCGAAUGAUACGCAAUACAAAUUGAUGGAAGAAGAAGUCAGUGAGGUAUCCAACCUUAAGGACACAUAUUACCACGUGGAACCCCUGUGA